CACACUUCAUUCAGUGAGAACAACACAGAACACAACUGAGGUCUGUCCUGCCGUGUAUUGCCGCUGAUCUGGAUGAUUCUCGAAGAGGAACAGAGAAUCAACUUAAUGUGCUGAUGGAAUUUCAUAUGAGAAACACCUGCGUGCUCGUGAACAGGUGCUUGAUGGCGUCGGUGCUUCAGGCCAUUCUUCUUGCUAUUCUGCUGCUGCUCUUCACUUCACCCGGAUCGUCCCAUCAGCCCCUGUGGCCCCUGCAGCGUGUGCCUGUGGUCUGGCCCAAGCAGACGGAGGAACGGUCCCCGCCUCACUUCCUGCACGCCGCUCAGCUGGAAGUCACCUCAUCCUGUGGUCCCGAGUGCCACAAGCGCGUCACGACACCCAGCUACUGGGACCUGCAGCGCUUUCUGUCCUACGAGACGCUGCAUUCGAGCGGUCAGCUGACCGAGACCGCUGUGGCCAUUUAUGGAUUUGAUGCCAACAGCUUCUACAAGAUGACCGGCGCUCGCUCCAGAGACAAGCGGCAGAUCUUUGGCCACGACAGUCGAUUUAGUAUCGUUGGACAGGACUUCCUGUUGAACUACCCCUUCUCCACCGCGGUCAAGCUGUCCACCGGCUGCUCGGGUACGUUAGUGGGCGAUCGGCACGUUCUGACAGCUGCACACUGUGUUCACGAUGGCAAGAAUUACGUCAAAGGUGCUCAGAGGUUGCGUGUCGGUUUCCUCAAACCGCGGCAAAUGAACGCAGGAGCCAGAAACGACACUAGUCGUGACAAGAUGAAAUUCCAGUGGAUCCGUGUGAAGCGCACACAUGUUCCGAAGGGCUGGAUCAAAGGCACAACCAACGACAUUGGCAUGGAUUAUGAUUAUGCCCUGCUGGAGCUCAAGAAAGCCCACAAACGGCGGCACAUGAAACUGGGCAUCAGUCCGUCAGCCAAACAGCUGCCCGGCAAACGAGUGCAGUUCUCCGGUUUCGACAAUGACCGACCGGGUCACCUAGUGUACCGCUUCUGCAAGGCGGGAGACGAAACGUACGACCUUCUGUACCAGCACUGCGACGCUCAACCAGGCGCAAGUGGCUCGGGAGUUUACGCCCGCAUGUGGAACCGCAGACUGCGUCGGUGGGAGCGUAAAGUCAUCGGUGUUUUCUCGGGACAUCAGUGGGUGGAUCUCAGCGGAGCUCCUCAAGAGUUCAAUGUGGCGGUCCGAAUCACUCCACUCAAAUAUGCUCAGAUCUGCUACUGGAUCAAAGGAAACUAUGUGGACUGUAGAGAAGGUUAGGGUGCACUUUGACCCCAGCUGACAGAUACAUGUUCACAUUAUUAAAGGAAUAUUCCAGGUUCAAUACAAGUUAAGCACAUUGACAGCUAGAUUGCCAACAGCCCCGUAUAGUCCGAUAAUGUCUACAAACUGAUGAGAUCCGGAUCGUUGAGCUUUAAAAUCAGAAAGGGUUCAAUGGGGAAGAAAACGCCUGACAGAGAAAUACUGUGUUUCUCAACUGAUUGCAGCUUUGUUCUUUUGGCCAAAAAUAAACAUUUUAAUAUUGUUUAUUAAAAGUGAAGAUUGAUUGAAAAUUCCUGGUCAUUGUAUUAAAGCAUUUUUUGUGUAAUGCGUUUUAGGGGCUGUUCACACCAAACAAGUUUUUGCAUCAUUCCGCACCAUUUUUCAAUCGUUUUCAACGUAAAUAAGCUCGUUAACUGUAGCGCACCAUCUCACAAAAAAAAGUCCCGUAUUUGGCUGGUAGAAAGUUGGCAAACCUAACGACAGCUUUUGUCGCAUAAUGUUGAUUACCAAAAAUAUUGACUCGUUCCUCCUUUAAUUAAAUAAAAGCACAAAUGUGUGUUCCAGUGAGACACUUACAAUGGAAGUCAAUGGGGCACAUUUUUGGAGGUUUAAAGGCAGAAAUGUGAAGUUUAUCAUUUAUAAAAGCACUUACAUUAAUUCUGUUAAAUCUUGUGUAUUAGUGGAGCUGUAAAGUUUUCUUUUUUAAAGAAAAGGAGGGACGAGUUAAAAUACAUUUUUGGGUAAUCAACAUUGUCACAAAUGCCGUCAUUGAUCUUCACUUGUAUUGAAUCUGGAAUAUUCCUUAAAGGCACACACACACACUUUCAUUUCGUGCAGGAGAUUUGCACAGUUCAGCAAACAUAUAAAAACAUGUCAACACAUGAUUGCAUUAACAGAUCUUCAGUAUAAAAAUACUUCCUGUGAACUGAAGCGUUUCAAACUGAACAGAUGAAUUCACAGUAUCUUAAUAAUAUUAUUUUCUCUGGUUCACCACCCUGAACAAAUGGAGGUUCAGAGGUGACAUCACCUUGUUUCAUGAGGUUGACACCACGUGUUUGUGUAAAUGUAAUGAAGAGUGCAGUCUGUCAAUCAAAGGUGCUUCCAGUCUGAGUGUCCCUCUGGUGGUCACAGAUGUUACUGCAGACAUUCACUGUACACGAGAGACUUCUGCAGUACUGACACAUUAUUCAAUGUCAAUAACACUUUGGAGCAUUUCCAUUCGCUCUGCUUUGCACAAUACAUUAAAUGAGUUUGUAAAAACAUAUGUGUGUGU
Xyrauchen texanus (razorback sucker) is the source of this 2550-nucleotide messenger RNA. RefSeq names its product serine protease 23-like. The record is from RefSeq and is a predicted model, not a curated record. The transcript is spliced from 2 exons. Gene Ontology annotation, molecular function: serine-type endopeptidase activity. NCBI's taxonomy places the organism in Eukaryota, Metazoa, Chordata, Actinopteri, Cypriniformes, Catostomidae. Bases 114 to 1274 code for a protein of 386 amino acids. Gene Ontology annotation, biological process: proteolysis.